AUGCCAAUCUACUCCAACAUCGCAUCGACACUUGCACGUCAAGGUCCCAAGACAUUCACACACGGUUACGCCCAAUCCGUCGUUGCCGCCACACAUCCCCAAGUCUACGCUUCCUCGAACAGACCUGGAUUCGGUCUCAACCGACGUGCUAGCAAAGCCGGUUACUUCCCCUCGUACACUUUUCAGAAUGCAUUUCACAACAGUGCCCAGUCCUCGAGUACGGUCCAGCUGGUCCGCCACGAGAAGAGUGAUGGAGGGCUAGAUGCGUAUUUCGAGGCUUGGAAGAAGCAACAUGCUACAGGCGAGGCCGACAAGGAAUGGGCUCAGUUUCAGUUCCCAAAACGCAUCGAGUGGAAGCCCUUGAUCGAGGUCGAGGAAGGUCGAAGCAAUGUGCAAUCUCAGACGCUGGAGGCCGCUCCUGUCCCCGAGAGAUCUUACGGUGCGAGCGCAGUAGAUGACUACAACAAAUUUGCAGCAGAAGAGGAAGCUGCCUUAGCUAAGAUCGAUGCUGCUAUUGAGAAGGAAAUCAAAUCACGAAACGACCAAGCAAUCUUCGAGGCAGAGUUGAGCAUCGUUGCGGCUCGAGUACCUACACCACCUCGAACUUCAUCUCCAGCUCUAUCUUCUAAGUCUGGCUUCCUAAGAUCGCCAACCACUUCUGCAACCACUAUCAGCACAGCUUCUGAGCAACAAUCACAAAGCUAUGCUGAGCAUCUCACAAAGUUGUCCGAGGGUGGACGAUAUGCAGAGAUCCCAGCCGUUUUCGAGGCAAUGCUGGUAGCCAACAUCCAGCCUACAGCAUCUGCUUACAAUGCUCUUUUGGAUGCAGCCAUUCAUUUACCUGCUGAGAGAAUCCAAGUCGUCCCAAAGGCACUUGAUGUCUACUCUGACAUGCUGAGACGUAAAGUCCUUCCAAACACCGCCACCUACAACACUCUCAUCAACUUGAUCUCUUCCCGAUCCAUCGAAGUUUCUUCGCUGAAACAGUCCUUGGAGGAGAGACGUGCCCGAUUUGGUGGUAUGGAGGAGCCUGGCAAGUUUAUGUUCGCAUCAAGUGAGUUUGAAUUUGCCAUCUUGGCCGAGGAUGAUCGAUUGGACCUUGCCGUGCGUAUGUUCGAAGCCUCCAUCAGUCUUCGUACGGACCGUUCAUACCCGCGGGAAACUUAUCACAAAUUGAUUCAAGCUUGUUCCGAGGCCGGCAGAAUCCCAGAGAUGAUCCGAUUCUACGAGCAUAUGGAAGCUAGCAAUAUCUCUCCGCUUUCAGCGACAUUUUCACCUAUGAUUCAUGGCUUUGCACACGUGGGUGAUUUGAACAGUGUUGUGGAAUGUUACGAUGAAUACAAACAACUCGCCAUUGACAACGAUCAAGGAAAGAUUGAACUCACAGACAGACAAGACGGCCAUGUGUAUGCUGCAGUGGUCAAGGCUUACGUCAAGUCUGAUAGAAUUGAAGGAGCUGUGCAAUUCUACCAGAGAAUUCUUGAAGCUUAUCCAGAGCGUGUUUCCGAACUUGGAGAUUGUGUUGUCCAGGGAGGUCUUGUCCAAGGUUUCCUUGAGAAGGGCAAGCUCUCAGAGGCACUGGGUUGGGCCGAAGCUCUGAGUGGAUCCACCAAGAGCGAGGCAAUGGGAAAGAUCGCAACCCGGGCAGCCGAUAAAGAUGAUAAAUCGACUGCAGUUGCUGCUUUCUCACAUGUUUCUGUCAAUUCUGACCUUGCCACUCCCGCAAUGGCAAUGUUAGCUCUCAGUGUACGACAAGGUGAUGUUCCAGCAGCGCAGAGAUACUGGCAAUACCUGUCAGCUCCUGAAAUGACUGUUUCGUCAGCUUUCAUCGAGCCAGCUGCGAUGUAUGCUGUUGCAAUGAUUGGUUCUGGCCAAGUUCUUGAGGGUCUUACUCAGUCCGAGCAAAUGUUCGCCCGUAUCCGAUCUUCCGUUGAAUCCAGCACCCAUCUCCAAGAUGAGAUUGACGAGGGAAUGGAGUUUAUUAAUCAAUUCAUGUCGCAACGCGGAAUUACCGACCCUCGUCUUCUCCCAGAGGUCCCGGUGUACCAGCAGUUCACACCUGUCCAAUACCCCGCUGUGCCAGCUUACGAGGAUACCUUCGAUCCAUACGCUGCUUCGACUGAUUUCAAAGGCUCUGCUCUGAUUGCCGAUGAGCUUGAGAAGGGUAGCAGUGCUCGCGCCAAGGCCUCUCGUCUCAAUGAGGCUCUUGGUAGGUUCAGAAACAUGCGUCGCGCUGGUCGUCACCCACGUUACAUUACUUACGCCAAGCUCAUCGCUGCCGCCGCACGUGAGGAACGCAUGAAUCUGGUCCACGACAUUCUCGGCAUGGCCAGAUCUGACGUUCCUCUUCUUCCUCAAUACUCGGUCGUUCGCUAUGGCUGGGUCUCCAUUCUCGACGCUAUGGUUGGAGCUUGUCUUACACUCGGAAACCGUACUCUGGCUGCUCAAUAUCACCAAGAGCUCCUUGACAUGGGUGCUGCACCAACUGCCAACACUUUCGGUCUCUACAUUACCACUUUGAAGGAAUCGACGAAGACCUUUGAUGAAGCCACCGAAGCUGUUAAGAUCUUUCAUCGUGCCAAGUCUGAGGGUGUUGAGCCUUCAUCAUUCCUCUACAAUGCACUCAUUGGCAAGCUUGGAAAAGCGCGUCGUAUUGAUGACUGUCUUUUCUACUUCGCUGAGAUGCGUGCUCUUGGCAUCAGACCAACCAGCGUUACCUAUGGCACAAUUGUCAAUGCUCUCUGCCGUGUCAGUGAUGAGAAGUUUGCUGAGGAGUUGUUCGAAGAGAUGGAAUCGAUGCCAAACUACAAGGCUCGUCCCGCCCCAUACAACAGCUUGAUGCAAUUCUUCUUGACCACCAAGCGUGACAAGAGCAAGGUCUUAGCAUACUACGAGCGAAUGAAGAGCAAGGGUAUCCAGCCAACAAACCACACAUACAAGCUUCUUGUCGAUACUCAUGCAACACUCGAGCCAGUCAACAUGCCUGCUGCCGAAGCCAUCCUUGAUGUCAUUCGAAGCACUGGUCAACGCCCCGAGGCUGUUCACUAUUCGUCCUUGAUUCACGCCAAGGGAUGUGUCUUGCACGACAUGGAUGGAGCCAAGGCAGUUUUCGAUUCCGUUAUGGCCGACUCUUCGAUCCGACCACAAGCCUGCCUCUACCAAGCACUCUUCGAGUCCAUGGUCGCCAACCAUCGUGUUACCGAGACCGAGCCCAUUCUUCGUGAGAUGUCACAACGUGGCGUGGACAUGACUCCUUACAUCGCCAACACUCUCAUUCAUGGUUGGGCUAACGAGCUCAAUAUCGACAGAGCUAGAUCCAUCUUUGCUUCGGUUAGCCGUGAGAAGAGAGAGCCCAGUACCUACGAAGCCAUGACCAGAGCCUACCUUGCCGUCGAAGAUAGACUCAGUGCCAAGGCUGUCGUCCAGGAAAUGUUAGGUCGUGGAUACCCCGGAGCUGUCUCCAACAAAAUCCUCGAACUACUCGGAGGUGGACACGCUGAGAACUCAGCUUAG
Molecule: messenger RNA, 3513 nt
Organism: Cadophora gregata
Lineage: Eukaryota; Fungi; Ascomycota; Leotiomycetes; Helotiales; Ploettnerulaceae
Exons: 1
Coding region: 1-3513 (1170 amino acids)
Molecular function (GO): protein binding
Source: RefSeq, a predicted model, not a curated record